CAACUAUGUUACCAAACCGCAAAGGUUGUGCUUGUCAAGAUUGACUUGGCUGCUUACGCGACGCGUUGACGCUCUUUGGAGGGGUUCCCGCAAGCUCGUGGGGUAGCAGCCCACUCUUCCUGGCAGCCGCAUUCAGAGCCUGGCCAAGAAGCCGACAGACGUCAUUAGAUCCUUCUCUCUCUUUUUUUUCCUCCUUUGCCAACUGCCGCGCCGCGACGGAACCACAUGGAGGAGCUGGCCAAGACAAGCAACCGCAAAACACCGAGGCUACUGGGAUAGCGCGCACGCGCGCAAAAGGAUUGCCCAGCAUGUCCAAGCAAUACCUCACGUUCCACACCAUUGACGAUGCCCACCCAUCCGAGAUCUUCGCCCUCGCCGCCACGGCCGACGGCGUCUUCUCCGCGUCGGGCGGCUCGGCCAUCAAAAUACACCGCCCGCCCUCGUCGGCGGUGCCGGUAGACGGCGCGCCGCCGCCAGCCGCAGCCGCAUCCGCCGACACCGCCGCAGUCGAGAUCACCAAGGCCCACAGCCACGGGUGCCACCACCUGGCCGCGGGCCGCGGCGGGCCGGGCAAGGUGCUCGCGUCGGCCGGGUUCGGGCAGGACGCCAAGAUCUGGAUCCAGUCGCCCGACGGUGACGGCGGCUGGAAGGAGCACGCCGUGGUCCGGCCGUGGGGGGGCUCGGCCAAGUCGGCGGGGGCGGGGGCGGGGGCGGCGCGCGUGUGGGCCGUGGCGCUGAGCGCCGACGAGCAGUUCCUGGCCUGCUCGUCCGAGGCCGGCAAGGUGGCCGUGUGGGACGUGGUGGCGGGCCGCGCCGUGCACCUGUACGAGACGGCCGCGUCGGGCGCCGCCGAGGGGAGCUUCGGCAUGUGCGUCGACCUCAGCCCCGACGGCCGCUUCGCCGCCAGCGGCCAUGCGAGCGGCACCGUCUACGUCUUCAACAACGACUCGGGCAGGCUAAUCUACUCGCUUACGGGCCUCUCCAAGCCCAUCCGCGCCGUCCGCUUCUCACCCGGCGGCACCCGCCUGGCCGCCGCGGGCGACGCGGGCAUAAUCGCCAUCUACGAUACCCGCAACGGCGAGCACGUCGCCAGCCUGUCCCCCGGCCCCGCGUCAGCCUGGGUCAUGUCGCUCGACUGGAGCCACACGGGCGAGUGGCUGCUGUCGGGCUCCUUCGACGGCCGCGUGCGCGUCUGGUCCGUCGAGACGGGCGCCUGCGUCGCCACCCACUCCGAGAGCGACCAGACCAUCUGGGCCGUGAGGUGGCUGCCAAAGACACCCGGCCGCGCCCCCGAGGGCUUCUGCGCCGCCGGCGCCAGGGGGGCCAUCACCUUUUACCGCGAGGCCAGUGGGAGCGGGUGAGGUGGGUCGAGGCGCAGGGAUGCUGAGGUGACUGGGAAGGAGUAGCAAGCAUUUAGACGGCCGUCCGCCCAUUCUUGAGUUGAGGGGAAAAUGAACAGCGCCUGGACGGCCACCUUGGAAGACGGACCCCUAGAACGCGAGGCAAGACUCCAUACAGGCAGCCAUGUCUUGUCCUCUGAUGCAACAAAUACAUCAAAGUGCAAGAUAUAAAUGUUCAACGAGUCGCAGGUUUGGGCAAUUAUCUCUUUAGCUGUUUGUAGUCUCCCCCCUGAUCUCGCCCUCCUUCCAGAUCUCGAUAUAUGCAUGAUGCUAUUUACACAUGGUCCCAACGCUACCCCACCGCUCCAAGACAUGAUCUUGAGCAGUGAGAAUAUCA
This is a messenger RNA of Gaeumannomyces tritici R3-111a-1, 1737 nucleotides long. Its product is annotated as meiotic recombination protein rec14. NCBI's taxonomy places the organism in Eukaryota, Fungi, Ascomycota, Sordariomycetes, Magnaporthales, Magnaporthaceae. The record is from RefSeq and is a predicted model, not a curated record. Gene Ontology annotation, molecular function: protein binding. The coding region runs from base 309 to 1361 and encodes 350 amino acids. Gene Ontology annotation, cellular component: Cdc73/Paf1 complex. The transcript has 4 exons.